Messenger RNA from Plasmodium knowlesi strain H, 1812 nucleotides. Its product is annotated as HP12 protein homolog, putative. Bases 1 to 1812 code for a protein of 603 amino acids. The record is from RefSeq and is a predicted model, not a curated record. NCBI's taxonomy places the organism in Eukaryota, Apicomplexa, Aconoidasida, Haemosporida, Plasmodiidae. The transcript has a single exon.
AUGACUAUCUGCUCCGGGUGCGGAGCCGCCACGGAUGCCACCAUAUGCUGCCCCAUAUGCCUGAAAAACAACAAGAAGAUAUUUUACUGCUCACAAGAAUGCUUUGAGGCGAACUACAGUGAACACAAGAAAAUCCACUACUUCAUAAAAAUGAUAAGCAGCGAGGAAAUGCACAGCAAAAUGUUGGAGCGGGACGGGGGUAGCGAGAGGCACAACUUGCCCGUGAUAAUACUGGGGGACGAGAAUGGGGUGGAGGCGGUGGACAGGUCUCCCUUCCAAGCGAACCUGGCGGCGGAGCGCGGCAAUUCGGAUGUUAGCGUGAACUAUGAUGUUAGUGACCAUCACGAGGGGGGCGAUUCCUACGCAACCAGUGUGGAAACCAAGAAAGGCACCCAAAAUAGCAAGUUUGAAAAUAUGUACAGGAAAAAAAAUAACAAAAAAUAUAAAAGAAUAGGCAACAAUGACUACCUGUUUGAUGACUCUAGUGAACAGAACGACACGAGUGAGAACAACUCUUACAAGGGAAAUCGAAAAAGAAGUAAACUGUCCACCUACAUGCACAAUCUGUCAGGCUACCUCUUCUGCAAUAAGUACAACAUGAUACUGCCAUACUAUAACGAUAUGUCCGUCAAUCCAGACAAAAUUAACUUAAAAAACGGAAAGGGUAAAAAUAAACUGAGCGAAAAAAAAAUACAGGAAAUAAAAAAACAGAUAAAAAAGAAGAGAAUUUUCCAACUCACUAUUCUCCUGGUAGUCAUAUCGAUUGUUGUCAUUUUAGCUACCUGUAUAUUCUCCUACAUCCUUGAAACGUCACAGAAAAAUCUCCAAAUAAAUUCAGAAAUUUUAAUAAACAAAAAUAAUGCUGCGAAGAAUGCCGAGAUUGUCGAACUGAAGUCUUAUAUCAACGUUAUAGAAGAUUUGCGAAAAGAAAUUUAUGAAAUGAAAGAAGUUCUUUACACACAUAAUGUUUUUUUAAGUAACAAAUUUAACCUGAACAGCUCAUACCCUUUAUUUAACAAUUCGAACAAAAUGAAGUCAAACCCUGCUGCUACGCAUAGUAAGAAAUCUGCAGAUAAGUUAGGGAGUCUUACCUCGCACCUGUUUUAUGAUAGCCCGUCUUCCACCUCCGAUGGAAUUUAUAAUUACGGAAAUGCUGCAGGAGAUAAAAAAGCCGACCAUUUUGACAGCUCCGUGCGUCUAACUCAACAGCAUUAUGAUAUUAAUGAUAUUCAUGAGGUAAGCAAUAGCGUCAGUGGGGAGAACGCUAAGCAUGUGGAGGGAGAAAUUAAUCUUCCCGAUCGAGCAGAUGGGGAAGGAGAACACAGCCAUUCUCAAAUGAAAGACUUGAGCGAAACCUUUCCAUCGAGUGCUGUAGAGAAUGCAGACCACGCUGUAGGAGAGAACACCCCUUCACAAAAUGGGGAGGUACGCCUGAGUAAUGAAAACAUCAACGAACCGAGUGGAGACCCACUUGCAAACGAAGAAGAACUGGUGCAGGAAAAUGUGAAAAAUUUUAUAAAAAACCACAACAUGCCGAAUAACGUGGAGCAGGCAAAAAUAACUAACGUAAUUGUCAAUGAAGAGAAACCCAUAAACUCCAAAAAUCUCAUGGCAGAAAAUAUCAGCGCCACGAGUGAUACGCAGGAAGUGGGGAUAAACAGCGCACCCAAUGAAAAUGACAUACAUAGUCACGAGGAAAAGCUGAAACGUAAGAAGUAUACCUCCAAAGGGGAAGGCGGUGAAGGGGAUAACAACACAGAGAGGAAAUUCAGCAGUAGCAAACUCAACAAGAAGAAACAAAACACGAUUUGA